UUAACGCACGAGGAGUAAUGCGGGAAGCAUAAAUUCAAAGUGUUUGAAAAACAUAAAUAAAUAAACUUCGGCUUGAAAGUUGCUGCAAGCCCGGUGCUAAGUGUUGCUAAACUCGGUGCUACUGAUUGCGUACACUGUAAAGACGCGAAAGUAUCGUAAAUUGUAGAAAGUGAAAUACGUGAUGCUGUGACUUCGGCGCCAGGAAUUUCAAGAUGAGAACGGUAAUUUCAUAGCGAAUGACUUACGAGACACAGUCCUGUAUUUGAAAUCCAAAGAAAGCGAUAGCUUUGAUAUUCAACCGAAAUGGCAGACCCAUACAAUUUGCAUUUGCAUUUGUCCUGGCGAAAACGUCUGCUUCGAUACAAGAAUACAAUAGAGAAUGCAACGUUCCCAGUUCCGAUCAAGACUUUACCACUCACGAUCACCAUAGUCUCGGCGUUACACUAUGCGGAUCCAGCCGGUCCUUACGACGUCGUCGGCAAAAUGCCCAGUUUACUCGCAUCUGCUUGGGCGAACUGUUUCGCAACUGGUCUGUCACUGUGGCUGGCAGGGGUGUUUACCAUUCGAAUGACGAUUCGACUGCUCUACUUGUACAAAGGUUACAUGUACGAAAACCAAAAUCAAUCGCUUACCACCAAGUUGUGGGCGUUCGCGCUGAAAGUUUUGCUGGCGUGGAAGAAGCCCAAGCUUUACAGCUUUCAAGGUUUACUGCCCAAACUGCCUGUACCGAAAGUCGAAGACACCGUUGAAAGGUACUUGAAAAGCAUGCGACCACUCGUCAGCGACGAGGAAUACCAACAUUUGGCGGAGAUGGCACGAGAUUUCGAGAAAGGAGUCGCUUCGAAAUUGCAGCGCUACUUGCACCUGAAAUCUUGGUGGUCGAGCAAUUACGUGUCCGACUGGUGGGAAAGAUACGCUUAUCACAUGAAUCGUGCUCCACUUCUGAUCAACUCCAAUGUCUACGGGGUCGAUCUCAUUUUUAUAAAUCCGAGUACAAUUCAGUCUGCUCGCGCUGCAUUUCUGAUUUAUGGCUUUAUGUAUUAUCGAGAGCUCAUCGACAGUCAAGAACUCGAACCGCUCGUUGGACAAGGCAUCAUACCAUUGUGCUCCGCUCAGUCUGAGAGAUACUUCAAUACAGCGAGAAUACCAGAUUUAGAGAUCGAUGAGAUCGUGCACUACGAGUACUCGGAGCAUAUGGUGGUCUAUCACAAGGGCAAGUAUUUUUUGUUGCCGCUUUAUCACAACAACAGGCUUUUGAAACCAUGCGAAAUCGAGAUACAAAUCCAGGCGAUUCUGAACGACCAAAGUUCACCGGCCGAUGGCGAAGAGAAACUGGCGGCACUCACCGCUGCGUCCAACCGAACUGAAUGGGCAAAAAUGCGCCAAGAGUUCUUUGGCAGGGGAAUCAAUAAGUGCUCGUUAACUGCUAUCGAGUCGGCUGCGCUUUUCGUGUCUUUGGACGACUACCCGUACGAGGACGACAGAAACGAUCCGGAAAAAUUGAGCUUUUUCAUCGAUGCCAUAUGCUGUGGUAAUGGACACAAUCGCUGGUGCGACAAAUCUCUGAUGAUGGCUAUCGGAACGAACGGCAAGACUGGUCUGAUGGCUGAGCACUCUUGGGCUGACGGACCAAUCUCAGCUCACGGAUGGGAAUAUGUUCUCAGCAUGGAAUGGCAUGAAGGCUACAGAGAAGAUGGUCAUACGAAAGGGACUCCAGAAUUCGCACCGCCAUUACCGGUCAGAUUGCAAUGGGAUUUUAAUCCGCGAUGCAUCGAAGCUAUCGAGAAAUCAUCUAUGGUCGCAAAAGAAAUGAUCGCAGGAUUGGACUUGUACGCGUACAUCCACGACGAUUACGGCAAGGGUUUUAUGAAAAAAGCCAAAGUCUCACCGGACGCUUACAUACAAAUGGCCCUACAGCUGGCCUACUUUCGCGAUGCUGGUAGAGUUACGCUGACGUACGAAGCCACCAUGACACGCCUUUAUCGCGAGGGCCGUACUGAAACCUUGAGGUCUUGUACUCCAGAAAUGACCGCUUGGGUUAAGGCCAUGGAGGAUCCUAAUUCAGCGGUCGAAGAUAGAUAUCAACUUAUGUUGGAUACUGCAACUCGACAUAAAAGGAAUUACCAAGACGCAAUGUGUGGCAAGGGAGUCGACCGACAUCUCUUUGGACUCUACGUCGUUUCUAAAUACGUACAAGUUGACUCUCCUUUCUUAAAGGAAGUUUUUAAUCAGCCGUGGAAACUGUCAACAUCGCAAACCCCGCAACAUCAAUGUAACAAGGUCGAUUAUAAAAAGAAUCCAGACUUCAUUUCCGGUGGAGUAGGGUUUGGCCCCGUCGAUCAAAACGGAUAUGGAGUGAGCUACAAUAUUUGUGGCGAAAACUUGAUUAUCUUUCACAUUUCCAGCAAACGCUCUUCUCCUGACACAGAUUCGAGAAGGUUUGCUAAGUUGCUCAAAGGAGCAUUCACAGAUAUGAAAAAUCUAAUGUUAAAAACCAACAAUAUGAAGAAUCAGAACAUUUGAUGCAGUUUAUGUCAAUUCAUAUUUGAUCAUCGAUUAUUUUCUUUUUGUUUUGUUAUAUGUCAUAUAAGAUAUCAUCGAAAUUUAUUUAUAGUUAUCGAUGUAUAUCAUUACAUUGAUACAUUAAUAUGCCUUUGGAAAACAAUCUAUAAAUAUAUGACAUUACUGAAACCAUUUUAAACGCUGUACACAAUUUAAGAUUGAGCAAUAAAUUCCUACAUGUUUUUG
Phymastichus coffea is the source of this 2748-nucleotide messenger RNA. Its product is annotated as carnitine O-palmitoyltransferase 1, liver isoform-like. Gene Ontology annotation, molecular function: carnitine O-palmitoyltransferase activity. The transcript has 15 exons. The coding region runs from base 304 to 2523 and encodes 739 amino acids. The record is from RefSeq and is a predicted model, not a curated record. Gene Ontology annotation, biological process: carnitine metabolic process; fatty acid metabolic process. Lineage: Eukaryota; Metazoa; Arthropoda; Insecta; Hymenoptera; Eulophidae. Gene Ontology annotation, cellular component: mitochondrion.